GAAGUAAAUAUUAUUGCACAGUAACAUCAUUUGAAAUAACACAGCUGGAUCUAGUCAUUGAGUUUUUAAUAAAUUAACAUCACAUAGACUAAUAAAUUUAUAAAUGUAGAUAAAUCUAUCUAUUCGAAUGGUGCUAAACAUUCUUCCAUUUCGACAAAAAUAUAAAUAGACUAGAUCUUGUUCUAUCUAGUAGCGCUGAAAAACAGUAACGGAAAAUUUAAGAUUCUAACCAUCAUUCUACCCUUUCUUGGGCUCUACUCUAGAAAUCUAGAGUUUAGAGUCUAGACUCUAGUUUAGAAAUCUAGUUGAGACAAUUUAUAAUGCCGUUUCUUCACCCACCAAAAACUCGCGAACCAUUAUGGAAAGAGUGGGAUUAUCUUGCCCAGAAAAAGGGGAUACAUGCCACAAUUUACUCUGUAAAUGGAGAUGAAUAUACAGGAGAAUGGCUAAAUAACAAAAGACAUGGGAAAGGAACUUACAAGUGGAAGGAAACAAACAAAGUUUACGAUGGUGACUGGAAAAAGGGGAAAAGAAGUGGGUUUGGGACGUUAACACAUUCUGAUGGUAAAGGUGGAUUCACCAAGGAAUACUCUGGAGGCUGGAAGAAUGAUCUCAGACAUGGAUAUGGCACAGAAUUUUACUCUGAUGAUAAAUUCUAUGAAGGAGAAUGGUAUGCUGGGAAGCGGUCAGGUUGGGGAAGAAUGUAUUAUGAGGAUGGAACUAUUUAUGAAGGAGAAUGGUAUGAUGACAAACGGAGUGGCCAAGGGAUGCUGAGACUAACUAAUGAAAAUCGCUACGAAGGCUCUUGGAAAGACGACAAGAAGAAUGGAGUUGGUAAAUUUUACUAUUUGGACACUGGUCAAGUAUUUGAAGGAGUCUGGAAAGAUGAUGUACCUAAAUGUGGUGUGAUGAAAGAUUUUGGAAGAGAAAAUGCGCCAGAACCUACCCAAUACCCUAUCCCUGAGAUUAAAUUAGCAGAUCCUGAAGCUGUGAUAGCUGAUUCAGAAGACCAAUUCUUGCAAGACCCAGAAUAAAACUUUU
Biomphalaria glabrata is the source of this 1041-nucleotide messenger RNA. Its product is annotated as MORN repeat-containing protein 3-like. The record is from RefSeq and is a predicted model, not a curated record. NCBI's taxonomy places the organism in Eukaryota, Metazoa, Mollusca, Gastropoda, Planorbidae. Bases 321 to 1034 code for a protein of 237 amino acids. The transcript is spliced from 5 exons.